AUGGAAAUUCUGCCCGAACAGCCAGCAGUAUUACCCUACAGGCCCAGAAGGAUGGACCCCAAUCCAUUCCCUUCACCUGCAAGAGGAAGGAGAGGCAGAGGGGGAAACUACCCCUAUGCUAACAAUGACAGGAACAGGCAGGGGGCAAACUGGAGGAACCACCCAGUUUUGGAAGAACCGGAGGAACACAAGGAAGAAGUUCUGCCUAGGCCAUAUGGGGCAGAACCCCGAAUUAAUUAUGCCCAGCCAGAACAGGGACAAAAUCUCCUACCUGUUAAUGCUUUAAAUGAUGUGGGGGCAUUGCAAAGGAUGAUCAGGGAAAUGAUGGAGCCUGAGGCCAGGAGGGGAGAAAGACCCACCUAUAGAAAGCCAUACCCACCUUACAUUGAUCAGAUACCUUUGUCCCCAGGUUUUAAAGUGCCAAACUUCACUUUAUUCAACGGAGAGGAUCCUCAUGCUUCAUCAGUCGAACACGUAGGCAGAUUUUCUAUCCAAUGCAUAGCCAUAGAGAAUAACCCACUGUUAAAGCUAAGACUUUUCGGGAAUUCUCUCUCUGGACAAGCUUUCACUUGGAUUCAGCCAGAAGUCACCAUCAAUGACCUUGCUGCCCUCAAACAAAAUGAAGACGAACCUGCCCUAGACUUUAUAAACAAGUUCAGGAAGCUCAAAAUGAAGUGCCGAAUCCCCAUGGAACAAAGACACUUCAUCCAAAUGGCCCAAGCUGCCCUCAAGAUUUCUCUGAGAAAAAGAUUUGAUGGGAUGCUGUUUGGAGAUCUGGCAGAACUGGCAGAUAAAGCGUCCAAGUACAAGGAAUUGCUCAGGGAAGAACAGCAGAAGAGAAACUCUUCCAAAGGCACGUAUUAUAAAUCCCCUUCUUCCUCAAUACAUAUGAUUGAAGUUGAGUCAGAAGAAGAUAUAGAGGGAUCGGAGGAGGGAGAGGUUGCAGUGGCGGAAAUGGCAAAAUUAAAACAUCCCAUCAGUUGUAAGACUCUUACAAAGCCUCCAAGGGAUCAGAAGCCGCUACCAUUCACAGGAGGGUUUGUUCCAAACAAACCAAUGCAGAACAAGGUGUAUUCCUUUGAUCUGACCAAAGUAGAUGCCUUGUUCGAUGAAAUGUUGCUGCAGAAAGCAAUAGAGACACCUCACAGAAUGCCCAAACCAGAAGAACUCAAGGGCAGACAGUAUUGCAGAUGGCACAAUUCUUGGAAUCAUUCUACCAAUAGUUGUGUUGUUUUCAGAGAUGUCAUACAGGAAGGGAUAACAGCAGGAAGGCUAAAGCUGGCAGAAAAACCUCCAUCCGUCACCACCCCGCCACAAGUUAAUAUGUUCAACCUAAAUUAG
This is a messenger RNA of Prunus mume (Japanese apricot), 1341 nucleotides long. The record is from RefSeq and is a predicted model, not a curated record. Lineage: Eukaryota; Viridiplantae; Streptophyta; Magnoliopsida; Rosales; Rosaceae.